Messenger RNA from Danio rerio (zebrafish), 1504 nucleotides. It is a transcript of the gene ube2kb, whose product is annotated as ubiquitin-conjugating enzyme E2Kb (UBC1 homolog, yeast). Gene Ontology annotation, molecular function: ubiquitin conjugating enzyme activity; ligase activity. The record is from RefSeq and is marked validated. NCBI's taxonomy places the organism in Eukaryota, Metazoa, Chordata, Actinopteri, Cypriniformes, Danionidae.
AAAUUCAGUGAAAGGGGUGAGGAUGGACCGUAUGCUCUGAACGCAUCACGUGAGAGUAAAACAGAUGCAUCCGAGCUUUAGCAGCACGACAUCAUGUGACAGCACCACAUCAUAUGGGAGUGAAACUAGAUGUGAACGCUUUCUGGAUCUGUCAAGACUGAGCUCUGCUUUUCUGCUGCAUAACACAUCCACCUGAUUCAACAAAGAAGGACAAACGCAGUGCUGUUGUGCAGUGUUUUAGUGUUCCAGGCUCUUAUUUUGUUUACCGGUGCUUUUCUGGUGCUUUCCGUACUGUUUUAGGAGAGAGAGAGGGAGGGAGAGAGAGAGAGGGCGAAGGAGCGCAAGAGGGGUGUGAAAGUGAAGCUCUAUCAUUCUUUGCGGACUGGAGGCUCAAAAACAGCGGAAGAGAGAAGGAGAGAGAGAGAAAGAGUGAGAGAGAGAGGAAUCAAUCAGCCAUGGCAAAUAUCGCUGUGCAGAGGAUCAAGCGAGAGUUUAAAGAAGUGCUGAAAAGCGAAGAGACGAGUAAAAAUCAAAUAAAAGUAGAUCUGGUGGAUGAAAACUUUACAGAGUUAAAGGGAGAAAUAGCAGGACCGCCAGACACACCAUAUGAAGGGGGAAGAUAUCAACUAGAAAUCAAGAUCCCUGAGACGUAUCCAUUUAAUCCACCCAAGGUGCGGUUUAUUACUAAGAUCUGGCAUCCCAAUAUAAGUUCUGUUACCGGGGCGAUAUGUUUGGACAUUUUAAAAGACCAGUGGGCUGCUGCUAUGACUCUGCGAACAGUUCUGCUCUCACUACAGGCUCUGUUAGCUGCAGCAGAGCCCGAUGAUCCACAGGACGCUGUGGUAGCCAAUCAGUAUAAGCAGAAUCCAGAAAUGUUCAAACAAACUGCUCGUCUCUGGUCUCACGUUUACGCUGGUGCUCCUGUGUCCAGUCCAGAGUACACACGCAAAAUAGACAAACUUUGUGCAAUGGGCUUUGACAAAAAUGCAGUAAUAGUAGCCUUGUCCUCAAAAUCAUGGGACGUGGAGACGGCGACAGAGCUGCUACUAAGCAACUGAUCAUCCAGUUCUGUUCAUCAGGCCAUAUUUCCAUCAGACCCCUCCUGCUUCAUGACCCGUUCACUCCCACCCAAACAACCAUCCACACAUGCGUCACCCGUGUUGGGUUGUGUUCAGAAUGAAGGUUUUGGUGAGAAGCAGCAGCAGUUAAGACUGCCAGACAAUUAAUGUGCAACCUCAGAGUCAUCCGAGUCUUUUUCUGCAAACAUUCACGUCCAAGUGUCUUUCUUUUUUUUUUUCUCCUCCCCCUCUCAUGUUUAACUUGUUUUUGCUUUGCAACAAUCAUUUUCCCUCUUAUAUUUAGGCUGUCGCUUCCUUUUAAAGAAACCCAGCAAAGACAAAGCCAAUCUCACUGUCAUUUCACACUACAGAAACUCCCACUUCGAUCUGUGCAACAAUGUUAGCACAUGUAAAUGAGUAGUGUACAUUAAAAAUGCAAAAUAGCA